GCAUGGAGAAUAUAUGGUCAUCAUAUUCUCAAAUUCGCUGUGAUGUGUAAUCUUUUGGUACCAAAGAUUCACAUAUGCAUUUGCAUUUCAUAAGAUGCUUCCUAUUCUCAAGAUUUAAACCAACUUGAAAUAUUUUGGUACCAAGAUUAAUCUAUCAAAUGUUUCGGAGGUUAUAAGAAUUGCAUUAGCAUUGACGGCGCCGACGUGCCCCAAAGUUGUAGGAGCAGAUCCUCACCAUUGAUUCAUAGUUUUCUCCAUGUAUAACUUUCAAAAUCCGGGCAUUGCACAUUGUAUUGUUCUCUGGAUUCGCGAAGUAUUCUCUCCUAAUGAACGUAGCCGCUCGGAUUCCAGAGGAUUAGAAUAAGCUGUAGUAUUUGUCUUCUUUGACCCUUGAGCGAGAUAGGACCUGAACCUAUUAUUCGGAUUAAGCUUUAUGAAUCGGAAUAUAUAUUUUUUGGGCUAAAUCCCUCUCAGCCCACAAAUUGUGAAGGCCAGAAUCAGCCCGGUGGCAUCCAAUUCUCAUCUGGGUCUCCUAUAAAUUCCGCGGAAGAAUACCAAUUUGGGUGUGAGAAGAUAUUUGAAUUCAUUCUCCAGGUGGAUUUGUUUUAUUUUCUCUUUCUGUAGCAAAGUCAAUCAAGAUGGUGUUCUAUUUCAAGGCCAGGCCCGAGGCAGGGGAUUACACCAUUUACAUGGGUCUUGACAAACAUGAAAAUGAAGAGCUCAUCAAAUAUGGCAUCCCCGAGGAUAUUUGGUUCCAUGUGGAUAAGCUUUCUUCAGCACACGUAUAUGUGAGAAUGCACAAGGGUCAGACAAUAGAUGAUAUCACAGAACCACUUCUGGAAGAUUGUGCACAACUAGUGAAGGCAAACUCCAUCCAAGGAAAUAAAACCAACAAUCUUGAUGUUGUGUAUACUCCUUGGUCCAAUUUACGGAAAACUGCAUCCAUGGAUGUUGGACAAGUUGGCUUCCAUAACCCCAAGAAUGUCAGAACUGUCAGAGUUGAGAAGCGUAUCAAUGAAAUUGUGAAUCGUUUGAAUAAAACAAAAGUUGAGCGGAAGCCUGACUUGAAAGCUGAACGAGAAGCUAUGAAUGCUGCAGAAAGAGCAGAGAGAAAAGUUCAGCUUAGGGAAAAGAAACGGCGUGAGGAGUUGGAACGUCUUGAAAAAGAGAAGCAGGCAGAAAUAAGAAGCUACAAAGGACUUAUGGUUGCAGAGAAAAUGACCUCUAAUAAGGAUAUUGCAUCAGGGAGCAAGUCUCUUCAGGAGUUGGAAGAAGAUUUCAUGUGAUGGUACCUUAAGGAAGCAGCAUAUAUAGUGACCUAUGGCUGAGUUUAUAUUACUUUGUUUGUUCUGAAAUAUUGUCCCCCAUGCGAGGAAACAUCUGAGGUAGAUCAUAUCCAGUUUUGUUGUCGUCCACUAAGUGAGAUCAAGCCAGUAAGAGCUGGUUGCAGGUUCUUCUGCAAAUAGCUAAAUGGAGCUAAAACCUAGUUCUGAGUAUCGUAGCUGCCAUUUGCAAAUCCUGAAGCAAAUAGAGGCAUGUUUUCUCCAUGGUAAUUUGCUGUCAGUGGUUGUAGGCUACAGAUGUUUUAGGCAAACUAGCAAUGAGAGGGUUCUGCUUGGUCUUUUAGAAUGUGCUUUACUAUUUCUGUUUCAUUAGCACUGUUAUGGAUUAUAUAUUAAAAUGCUCCUAUGGUGAAUUCUGGUCAAGAAAAAUAAAUUUCUUUGAUUCAGUGGCAUUCAUCUUUAUUCCACAUUAUUCAAGUUGGGCCUAUAUAUUCUAAAUUUUGUCCAUCGUCAUUCCUCUAUA
This is a messenger RNA of Cryptomeria japonica (Japanese cedar), 1806 nucleotides long. RefSeq lists its product as uncharacterized. Bases 639 to 1286 code for a protein of 215 amino acids. The record is from RefSeq and is a predicted model, not a curated record. The transcript has 6 exons. NCBI's taxonomy places the organism in Eukaryota, Viridiplantae, Streptophyta, Pinopsida, Cupressales, Cupressaceae.